UCGUUGAGCGGAGCAUAUUAUGAAGGAUUUGAGGCUUAACCGACAUUUGCUCAGCUACAGCGAGAGACUCCCUUUGUUAUUACAGGACCAUCGACAAUGGCACUGCGCUUUUGCUGUGAAUCCGCGGCUGUCAAAUCGAUGAUAUAUGUCAUUACGCUAACGACGGUCGCUGGGUUCGUUGGAUACCUUGUCUGCAGUGAAGGUGCCCAAAUCAGAUUUAGCAUCAUCUUUAACGGCGGUGAGACGGUUUGUGGUAUGCAUGUGUACAUGCUGAAAUGGGAACGUGGUCUGUGGACACUAGCGGGGGUUUAUUUUGAACAAAUACCGACCGGUCUUAUCUUUUACGCCAAAGUACCUCGAAUGGCAGCCAAGGUUCUUAGACCGAUGUUGGUAAAUGCAACAAGGGAAGUGCCAUUGUCGUAUCAUCAUAUAACAAGACUGUCCCUCGGCGCCACGCCCGCCCUGUUAACGCUGGACGACGAUAAGGCAGAUGCGAUCCUGGAGGCGGUUAGAAUGCUUUUCUAUGGAAAACAUAUAUCUCCAUUUAAGAAUGGCACCGCGGAUAUUCUUAACAGCACCGAUAGAGCUUUCUACUUGUGGGUCACAAUAUCGUUUUUGCUCAACGAAACAUUCACCAGAUCGAAUGCCGCAGCUCUCGAACUUGGAGAAGAAACGUUGCAGUUGGCGUUCGUUUCUACAGAACCAGAAAGUGGCCCCUCACUUAAAGCAUACCCAGUCUUGGACCAGCGAGUAAAUAUCUAUGCGAGAACCUAUAGUUCCUUGGGUUUGGAAGCGGCCACAAGGAUAAUUCUCAAGCAAGAUGAACACGGCUACCAGUCUCCAUGCGUCGUGCCGCAGUUCCCAUUUCUAUCGAAAUAUGCGUCACUUUUGACUUAUGAGACAUCCAUAACUAAUUAUACAGAGUGCUACAAAAACUGCCAGGAUUUUGUCAAGAAAUACAAGGUAACCGUCGCUCGCGACCUAGACAAACGAGACAUCUUUGCGACUUCGUACUUCUAUGAACUUGCAAGACAAGCUGGAAUGAUCUCGAAAGAUGCUGUACAGGGCAAAUUUAACCUAACUUCGAUUGAGGAGUACGCUAAAGAAGCCUGCCGUGUGCCGAUCGACAAGAAGGACAGGUUGUGCUUUGACCUAACUUACCUAUACGCACUACUUCGGGACGGCUUCACGCUGCCGAUCAACAAAACUAUUCAGAUAACUAAGGAGAUCAACGGUCAAGAGGUCGACUGGACGUUAGGCAUGGCACUAUCUCAACUUUACCAGUAACUUACGAACAUCGAUCUGAUGUAGCUGGAACUGUGAGAGAGAUUUAUUUUAAUCAAUAAACGGCGGUAUUCGAGAACGCAUCAACCAACGAUAGGACGCUCAACAGCAGAAUUUAACUAUCGGUCGAAUCGUAAAGUUUCUACCGAUUAAGGCACAUUUUGCGUAAGGCCUUAUCCUACAACACAUGUGUAGCUAAACCAGAACCACCGGCUAUAUGCGGAUUAAGGUUUAUUGAAAUGAGCGAGUAGAUAAUUGUUCAAGUUUACGUUGUUCGAUAAACUUCAGUAACUGCUUAUUCAAUCGAUGGACUCAACUUUGAACGAACAACUAAAUAGCUAUCAGGGUUCAUCUAAGAAGGUUGUUAGUUGCAGUCGUCUUUCAAUUGUGGACGCAUAAAUGGACGAUUAUCAUACAGAAGGCCGAAAACCAUUAUUGUGGCUUAUGAUAUUCUCAAGUAGAUGGCGUUGAAAACAACAAUCUCCCGCAAUCCGUAAAAUCUCGCUUUAUAUAAGGAGACAUGAAAGGAGUGUUUUCUGACCAGGCUUGUAAGAGAGGAGAUUUACAGAAGUGGGAGCCUGGUAAGUAAGCUAUAAUGUAUUUCGUAUUUUCUAAUAAACUGAUUUAAACUAAAACGGCUGACGUUAAUAUAAAGCUAUAUAAACGUAGACACCUACCAAAUGUUGAAUUCUUCAGAAUCUAGAUUUACGUAGAUACGUAGAUAUAAGAGAAUCAGUUUCACGAUAACUGAAAAAAGGUAUACUUGACGAUGGAAAGUUUAUAUUUAUGUAAAAGAGGCUGCUAGUUAGGUUCGUCCUUGAAACAGGUGCCGCUCGAAGUAUUAGCGUACUCUUUUUUAUGCGUUACCCUCCUGUAAGCCUACAUCUAGCCCACUUCGUGUAUUGCACUUUGUGGUUACUACUAAUGGCUUGGUUUAACGAACGUCUUCGUUCCGAAUUGCUUCUUGCAACGCUUUUCAUUAUCCUAAGAAGCUAAACCGACCCCAAGCCAACGCAGAUUGUGGCCCAAAAUCGCAAACAAAAGCGUUUACUAUAAAGAUCUUUCGCAUUUGCUGGUAAGGGGAUUAAGCGUGCUCCUGGGGAAUGUGAGCAGUAUACCCAAAGAGCAACACUGAUUUAUGAGGAAGAAUUUGAUCAAAACGGCACGCAGGAUCCUACUUGCUAAUAUUAAGUAACUUUUUAAACUUUUUUUAAAAUAGUUCUCGGAAACAUACUUACGUAAGGUUUGUAUACUUCGAAGCUGCCUUCGACUUUGCCCUAAGAAAUGCCUCUUAAGCCGAAAUCUACUCGCGGACGUCGGCGUUACCACAACUGUUUCUAGCUUAAUAGCAGCGAUACUCCAUGAAAAUGGUAUUACAAUCGAUAAUGGGAUCUUGAAGUUGUCAGCGUCCUUUCAGAUCACAGGUGUGGCCCAAGGUGAUAACUUGAGCCCUCUUUUUUCUCAGUUCGUAUAAAUGAUCUUUCCGACAAGAUACGUGAGCCCCUAAAUACGGUGAAGAUUCUCCUAUAAUCAGGCGAUUUAGUUUUUUACGUGGGCAGUCGCUUCUAUAUGCAAUAGACCUUCGUCAGGUUAUAUUCCAAGAUCUCGGAAUUCGGAUUAACCAUCAGCCUAACUAAAAUCAGGGCAAUGAAAUUCAGGAGAGGCGAUAGAGUUGCAGCUUGUGAUACGCUAUAUCUCUUUGACUGACCAUUAAAAUUUGUUUACAUACCUAGAAGUGCUGAUUUUGUAUGAUAGGCAAAGUAUCUCCCAGCAUUUUAGAGAAAUAUGUAGAAAGGCUUUGGUAGCUUAGUCGUUAUUCCUUAGAAGGAAGUUGUACCGGACGACCUGCGGCGGGCUUGUCUACCUGCGGGCGGUGAUGUAACUGUUACCCGAGAAUCUCCGUCAGCUCUUGACGAAAACCCAGUAAAAUAGGGUCAAAGAUUCGCAAAAGUCAAUUCCAGUUACUAUCAAAGGUGGCCAUGACGGGCAAGACUCGGAAAGACAAGAACCUUCGCUAGCAUAAUAGACAUGCAAUUGAUGGUUUUCGCCAUCGCCUAUGCAGAACACAGGAGUUCCGACAUGAACCUCUUGAAUCACUGAAUGUAAAAAACGAUGUUAUCUGUAUGAUAAUUUUCGCUGUCCAGAAAUUCUAUCGCUGGGUAGUCAGGCUAAAUAACUAAUCGAUAAACAUAUAGUAACAUGGCGUCUAGUGUACAUAACGCAACCACUGGUGAUAGCUAGAUGACCCCGUGAACCCUGGACCAAUUAUUCCAGAAACGGUUUUAGCCAGGCUCAUGAAGCCAUGGUGUAUGUAUGUAUGGUAUAAGAUAACGUAAUAGAGUUUAGUAUGCCAAGUUGUUAAAUGUCUCUAUUUCAAAUGACUGGAAUGUGAAAUGGCAGAAAUGAGUAAACACAAGUUUGGUUGGUUGUAUACUACUGUGCUUUAAUUAAACACUUUAUUUUCUAACGAAAAUAUAUAUAUACACACAUAUACAUGAAGAAGUUUAGUGUCUUCGAAUGCCGAUGGCGAUUUUAGAGGCCAUCGAUCUUUAUCAUUUACACUUUAUCCAUACAUAAGAUAAACAUGGUACGGGGUUUGAAAUGCAGCGACUGGAGCAGCAAUGGGCAUCACAUGUGGAUACGGAUACCUACGUGUCAAACGAAAAUCAUGUUAAGGAUGACGAAUACCUAGAUCUUAAUUACAUUUUGAAAUAAACGUAGUCUUUAAUAAAGGCUAAUUUCGAAGCUCGCUUGUCUGAAAAUUAAGUCUCUGAUUUAGUCUUUAUGAACUUGCAUGGAGUGUGCUGCGAUGGUGAAGCAGACUACAGUUUAAUGUUCUUUAAGACUCUCUGUCGACGCUUUUUGCGGCGUCACAUGCCUUGCUCCACUUUUAAGGUAUUGUACCUUUUUUUUUUUAGUUAAAAUUCAUAUUACCUGGGAUAGACCAUACAGAUACACGGGUUCAUGUUGGGAGGGCCCAUGCAAAUGCUUCUAGACUGCCAAGACCCAUUAUUACUGCUACGUCAGUUGGGAACGUAACUGCAACAACGGAAGUCAGUAUCAUCCAUGAUGAUGGCCGCAUCGAUCAGAAACAACCACUGUAUUGGACAACGCUAUGUUUCUAUAUAUUCACAGCCUCGAAGUCCCUUCGGUAGCCGCAGUUACAGUGUAU
Molecule: messenger RNA, 4456 nt
Organism: Varroa destructor (honeybee mite)
Lineage: Eukaryota; Metazoa; Arthropoda; Arachnida; Mesostigmata; Varroidae
Product: nucleoside-diphosphatase uda-1-like
Molecular function (GO): hydrolase activity
Source: RefSeq, a predicted model, not a curated record